Molecule: messenger RNA, 2323 nt
Organism: Oryctolagus cuniculus (rabbit)
Lineage: Eukaryota; Metazoa; Chordata; Mammalia; Lagomorpha; Leporidae
Gene: AKAP8
Product: A-kinase anchoring protein 8
Cellular component (GO): nucleus; nuclear matrix
Molecular function (GO): DNA binding; protein kinase A regulatory subunit binding
Source: RefSeq, a predicted model, not a curated record
CCCGAGACGCCGGAGUCCAACCACAAUUCCCGAGAGGCUGCAGGCGCCAAUCGCAAGCAACCCGGAAGGUUAGCUGGAACGGCCGUGGGCGUGUCUUCCGGAAGACCAGCCAUUGGCAGCGCGCGAAGGGAGUGACGUGAUACGUGACUUCCAGUAGCGGAAGGCGGGAGGUGCGUUGAACGCAUGCGUCCUGUGGCAGCCUAGAUAAAAGGGGCUGCUGGCGGGCCGCGUCGAAGACAUGGAGCAAGGCUACGGAGGCUACGGGGCGUGGAGUUCAGGGCCUGCCAGCAACCAGGGUGCAUAUGGAAGUGGGGCGACCAGCUGGGGGUCUGCAGGUUACGACAACUACAGUUAUUACGGGGCCCAGGGCGCCGGCGUCACCUCGGGAUCAUCCUACAACUACGGCCCAGGCUCGUCCUGGGAGGCCUCCAAGGGCCACGAUGGGGGCCCUGCCAUGCACAUGUCCUCCUCUUUCGGGCCAGAGCCGUGCGACAGUUCUGACUCCCUCAUUGCCAAGAUCAACCAGCGUCUGAACAUGAUGUCCAAGGAAGGAGGCAGGGGCGGGAACAGCGGCGGGGAGGGCAUGCAGGACCGGGAGAGCAACUUCCGCUUCCAGCAGUUCGAGUCCUAUGACUCCCGGCCAUGCCUGCCGGAACACAACACCUAUCGGCCUAGCUACGGCUACGACUACGACUACGACCCGGGGGCCGAGCGCAACGGCAGCUUUGGCGGGCAGUACAGUGACUGCCGGGACCCAGGCCGUGAGCGCGGCUCCCUCGACGGCUUCGCACGCGGUCGGGGCCACGGCCACGGCCGCUUCCCAGACCGAGGCAACUCAGGCGCCUUCGGACGCGGUGACCCCUUCCUGCCUCCCUCAGGCUCCUCCGAGCCCCUGUCCGGUUCCUGGAAUGAGCUGAACUAUGGGGGGGGCCGGGGCCCCGGCGGCCCCUCAGGCAAUAGGCCACCGCCUUCCCUCUUCUCGCAGCCUGACUACGGUGGGAUGGGCAUGCAGGGGCCAGGCGGCUAUGACAACUCCAUGCCCUAUGGGUGCGGCCGCGCCCAGGGGCGCAUGCGGGACUGGCCCAGGAGGCGGGGCUUCGACCGCUUUGGCCCAGACGGCAUGGGCAGGAAACGCAGGCCGUUUCCCCCGUACGAGGAGCCAGACACCAAGGUUGCCCGGGCUGACAGUGAAGGGGACUUAUCUGAGAACGAGGAUGGAGCUGGUGACUUCCGGUCAGGAGAUGAAGAAUUCAGAGGCGAGGACGAAUUCUGUGACUUCGGGAAGCAAAGAGGAGAGAGGGACGACGAGGAUGAGGAAGUGAAGAAGAGACGAGAGAAGCAAAGGAGGAGAGACAGGUUGCGGGACCGGGCGGCUUCCAGGAUCCAGUUUGCCUGUUCGGUGUGCAAGUUCCGCAGCUUCGAGGAUGCAGAAAUCCAAAAGCACCUGCAGAGCAAAUUCCACAAAGAGACGCUGCGCUUCAUCGGCACCAAGCUGCCGGACAAGACGGUGGAGUUCCUGCAGGAAUAUAUCAUAAACAGGAACAAGAAAAUCGAGAAGCGGCGGCAGGAGCUGAUGGAGAAGGAGAGCGCCAAACCCAAACCUGACCCUUUCAAGGGGAUUGGCCAGGAGCACUUCUUCAAGAGGAUCGAGGCUGCGCAUUGCCAGGCCUGCGACAUGCUGAUACCCGCGCGGCCCCAGCUCCUGCAGCGGCACCUGCACUCCGUGGACCACAACCACAACCGCCGGCUGGCCGCGGAGCAGUUCAAGAAGACAAGUCUCCAUGUGGCCAAGAGUGUUCUGAACAACCGACACAUAGUGAAGAUGCUGGAGAAGUACCUCAAGGGCGAGGACCCUUUCACCAGCGAAGCUGUUGAUCCUGAAAUGGAGGGAGACGACAACCUGGAAGGUGAGGACAAGGAAGAGAGCCCGGAGGAGGUGGCUGCCGAGGUCUUGGCCGAGGUGAUAACCGCCGCCGUGCGGGCCGUGGAUGGGGACGAAGCGCCUGAUGCCGGGGAAGCUCCAGCUGCCGGGGAAGGCCCAGCCGACUCAGCAGAGGCCCCCAGUGACCCACAGCUGGAGGAGCAGACGUCCUGCGGGUCGGCAGCUGAGAUGGGGACCGACCACGGCGAGGCCACAAGUGAGGGGAUGACCCUGGAGGCUGACAGCGCUCCCGCCCCAGAAGCCCAAGAGGCACAAACUGAUACAUCGUGUAAAGCCGAGGCCCCCGCAGAGUGAUGGGCGGGCGUGCGGGCGGCAGCACACAGGGGGACCCGCCGGCGCCCACACUGCGGCCGCAGUUGUAAUAAAAGUCGGGUGAUUAGA